AUGAUACCACCCUGCGACCCAGUCAUCCUUGAAAAUAAUCCCCAAUUUAGAAAACUCUAUCAACACUUGACAACCAAUUUACUCAACGCCGAUGGCUCGACACGAGCUAAUGAUGAGCAGCCAGUCAGAAAAGCAGUACUGGAAGAACUAAGAAGUUGUCGAGUGCGAAGCGCAACCAAACAGAUCAAGCAACAGACGCUCCAGGAGCUGGCUUUUGACGCUGACAGUGGAUUACCGGAUGAUCAUCGCGACCCUCUCGCCGUGAUCACCCUCUACCUUGAAUCGUCCCCUAGUCGGCUUGAACUCGAGCAUGGCGACGAUCGCGGACACGCACAUGCUCAUCCUCUAUCCCUCCUAGCUUCGGACAUUGACGCCUUCUAUUCCAUCAUUCCUGCACUAGUCAUACCAUUUUCGAACGCCUUGUCGUCCGCCCUUCAAGACCUCCGAGCAAUUGCGAACGCCGGAAAUAGCCCAGAUUGCGCGCCGUCUGCACCUGCGAUACUGCAUACAUCUGCAGUGACUACACGGGCUCGUGUUCGGACGAGCCGUAACCCAUCCAAGGCAAAACCACAGGCUCCUCUCGCAUCACAGCUCCGGGAGCGAUUGCAAAAUCUGCGUCAGAUACAGUUGUCGCAAAUACCAGCUGCUCGGGCGCGGAUGGCGAUAACAGCAGCAAAGGUCCUGGCAACACGGGCUGAGAUACUUAAGCAGACGGUUGUGUUGCUUGAGCGCGUUAAGCACGGAGCGCUAUCCAGGGCUACCAAGGCCAAGGCUGAACAUCUUGCUCUGGUUGCGCAGGGCGUGGAAGCGAAACUCAGUAUAAUGAAAUUAGACACUGCGGCGACAAUCUAUACCCCCGAGGUUGUUACUGCCCUUGACCGAUACCGCCAGCAUCUCCGGGAGACUCGUGAACGGCUGGAAGAGAAACAAGGAAACGUUCUUGAGGAGCUGAAAGCCUACGAAGGUGUGGACUCUGCUGAGGCUCAUGGGCCCUUUGCCAGUAACGAUAAACAGCAUUUUCAGUCUUGCCCGAUGCGAGAGAUCGCCCGACGCGCACACAAGAAGACACGAUCGCCCAACAUGGCCGACGAAGCUCUUUCCAUCUACGACGAAAUCGAGAUUGAAGACAUGACCUUCGACCCAAAUCUCCAGAUAUAUCAUUACCCGUGCCCCUGUGGCGACAGAUUCGAAAUCGCAAUUGAUGACUUGCGCGACGGCGAAGAUAUUGCUGUUUGCCCUAGUUGCAGCUUGAUGAUUCGGGUUAUCUUUGACGUGUCUGAUCUUCCCAAAGAUGGUAAUCAGCCGGCACCAGGUGCAGUUUCCGUGCAAGCGUAA
Aspergillus thermomutatus is the source of this 1335-nucleotide messenger RNA. RefSeq lists its product as uncharacterized. The transcript has 6 exons. Bases 1 to 1335 code for a protein of 444 amino acids. NCBI's taxonomy places the organism in Eukaryota, Fungi, Ascomycota, Eurotiomycetes, Eurotiales, Aspergillaceae. The record is from RefSeq and is a predicted model, not a curated record. Gene Ontology annotation, biological process: protein histidyl modification to diphthamide. Gene Ontology annotation, molecular function: metal ion binding.